CACAAAAUUCACCGCCCGAUUUCCCGAUGCGCCGGCGCGACGACAAAGUGUACGGAUUCAUAGAACGACAGGAGUCUUCCCAUUUGCACAACCACGGCCAACCGCCAGCCAGAAUCUGCCCAUCAUGUCGCGCCCUGAGGACACACUCGCGGCCGACAUUCACUACAAUGACUCCGAAGCCCGCAAGUACACGACGAGCUCCCGUAUUCAGAAUAUCCAGGCGUCCAUGACCCGCCGCGCCCUCGAGCUCCUCGAUCUCAAGCACCCCUCCCUCAUCCUCGACGUCGGCUGCGGCAGCGGUCUGUCCGGCGAGAUCCUCUCCGCCGAGGGCCCCGAGGAUGGCGGGCCGCACACCUGGAUCGGCAUGGACGUCUCCCCCUCCAUGCUCGACAUCGCUCUGCAGCGCGACGUCGAGGGCGACCUACUCCUUGCCGACAUUGGCCAGGGUGUGCCCUUCCGCGCUGGCUCCUUCGACGCCGCCAUCAGCAUCUCCGCCAUUCAGUGGCUCUGCAACGCCGAGAGCAGCGACACCUCCCCUGAGGGCCGCCUCACCAGAUUCUUCAAUGGACUCUACGCCUCAUUACGCAGGGGCGGCCGCGCCGUCUGUCAGUUCUACCCCAAGAACGACACCCAGCGCAACAUGAUCACCCAGGCCGCCGUCAAGGCCGGCUUCGGCGCCGGCCUCCUCGAGGACGACCCGGAGACAAAGAACGUCAAGAUCUACCUCGUCCUCACCGUCGGCGGCACGGCCGAGGGCGGCCGCGGCGGCGACAUCACCAACGUCGUGGAGGGCAUGGACAACGUCGACGUCGAGGACGCGCGGAGGAAGGCCAAUGCGCAGCAGAGCGGCAAGGGUGAGAUCAAGAAGGGAAGCAAGGCGUGGAUUGUCAAGAAGAAGGAGCAGAUGGAAAGGAAAGGUAAGGUCGUUAAGUCUACCUCCAAGUAUACCGGACGGAAACGCAGAAUUGCCUUUUAAAGGAACAAAGACUCGGAACAGUGGAUUGUGGGGUGGUACAUGGCAUGGCGUUACAGGGACCAAGGAAAACUUUGCUAUUACUUUAGAGAUUUAAUGCGAAUCAGAUACCCUCAGUCGACCAUUCGUUGAC
Colletotrichum navitas is the source of this 1106-nucleotide messenger RNA. RefSeq names its product methyltransferase domain-containing protein. Gene Ontology annotation, molecular function: rRNA (guanine) methyltransferase activity. The record is from RefSeq and is a predicted model, not a curated record. The transcript has 2 exons. Gene Ontology annotation, cellular component: nucleolus. Gene Ontology annotation, biological process: rRNA (guanine-N7)-methylation. Bases 125 to 976 code for a protein of 283 amino acids. NCBI's taxonomy places the organism in Eukaryota, Fungi, Ascomycota, Sordariomycetes, Glomerellales, Glomerellaceae.